This is a messenger RNA of Elgaria multicarinata webbii, 8739 nucleotides long. RefSeq names its product centrosomal protein 250 (gene CEP250). The coding region runs from base 75 to 8048 and encodes 2657 amino acids. The transcript has 33 exons. Lineage: Eukaryota; Metazoa; Chordata; Lepidosauria; Squamata; Anguidae. The record is from RefSeq and is a predicted model, not a curated record.
AGGAAAGGGAGGGAGCCGCUGAUUUGCGGCCUGAGGCCUCAAGCUCUCCUCCCCACCCGGCAGAGGUUUCCCAGAUGGAAGGAGAGCAAGCAGCAAACAGCAUGAAAACACCAACAGUUCACGUAUUGCCAGAUGAGCAACUAGUGGCGCUACAUCAACAGCUGGUGGAAAGUCAGUCAUCCUAUCGUCACAAACUACAGAGUUCACAGGAGGCACAGCACAGGCAGGCAGUACUUGUACAAAAGCUACAAGCAAAGGUAUUGCAGUAUCGGAAUUGGUGCAAGGAAUUAGAACAACGUCUGGAAGCAAGCAGGGGAUCACAUCCACAUCAGUGGGAUCGGAAAGAAGACCACAGUCUAGAGAAAGCACUGGUCCAGUUGGAAGAGGAGCAACAGAGGUGUGAGAAUUUGGCUGGGGUGAACAUCUUGCUCCGGGAGCACCUGGACCAGGCCAACGAAGUAAAUGGGGCUCUCCGAGAGGAUGUCAACAAACUGGUAGCUGAUUGGACAAGAGCCAGGGAUGAGCUGGAGUACAAAGAAAGUGAAUGGCGCAAAGAACGGGAGUCCUUUGAGAGCUAUAGGCAGGCAGAGCACGAUCGUAUCCUUGGCAUAUGGCGGCAAGUGGUGACCUUACGCCGCUAUUUUCUGGAAAUGAAGACAGCAACUGACAGGGAUCUGUCUGAGCUAAAGGCCGAGCAAGUGAGACUCUCUGGCUCUAUCCUCGUCAGUUGCUUCCGUCUAAGUUCUGAUACAAAACUCUGGGAGACCAGCAGUUUGGGAAGCUCUGUCCUGAGAUGCCAGCAGCAGCAGCAACAACUUUAUACAAAGCCUGAGAAGAUGGAUCUGGAGAAACAAAGGUACCAGCAAGCACAAACAAUUGUGAGCUUGCGUGUCAAAGGCGACUUAGCAAAGGAGGAUCUCCAAAGCAGGGUGAUGGAACUGACUGCCUUGCUUGAACAGUCUCAAAAAGAGAGCGAAGAGAAGGGGAAGACAGUGAAGAUUCUCAGAGACACUGUGGCGACCCUGGAGGCGAAUCGUUUGGAGAUUGAAUAUGAACAAUCACUGAGCAAGGAUGUCAAUGAAGAAAUCCUUUCCCUUCAACAUGUGAUACAAGAAAUAACUCAAGCAGUCAUCAAUGAGAGCGAUGCAACAAUGGGCAGCCCACAAACUGCGAGCUAUGCUGAGUCUUGCAGCCUCUUGCAGCUGAAGCCCGGUGACCCAGAUGGUCCUCUCCUUCUGGUGCGUGACAGGCUGACGAGGAGAAGCAACGAAGUGCAGCACCUGAGGCAGCAGCUCCUGGGCAGUCAAAAUUCUGUCAGCUCUCUGGCAAAGCAACAAGAGCAGCAGGAACAGCACUGCAGCUUCCUAAGACAAAGGCUUGAGCAGCUAGAAGGGGAGCGCGACACCCUCAUGGGCCAACUCCAGCGUCUCCAGUCCACUGUGGAGACUUACCGCAGUGACCUUGUGACCCUGGAAAAAUCCGAGAAAGAAUUGCAACAGCAGCUGGAAGUUUUGGAACAGGAGGCCCGGGACUUACGGCGAAGCAACACUGAGCUACAGCUUAAAGGAGACAUGGUGGACGGGGAGAAAGAAGAACAGCAUCAGGAGUUGGAAAGGAUGAUGCGGGAGAGAGAAUACAUUCAGGAAGAUCGCAACGCCCUUGAAGAAAAGCAUUCCUUAUUAAAGAGCGAGCUGGUAGCGAUGCGAGAAGCCCUGGAAAAAUCGCGACUUGAUGGAGAACUGGUGAAGCAAGAAAAACACGAAUGUGCUUCAGCACUGGAACAGGCUGAGCAGUCCCUCGCAAAGUUAACCAGCACAUACAAUAAGCUGAAGGCUGAAACUGCUGAUCUUCAUGAUGUGGCUGCAAAGAUGAGUGCCCUUAAUGAAGCUCUAGCGAUGGACAAAGUAGAGUUGAAUCAACUUAUCUUGAAGCUGGAGCAGGAAAACCAGACUCUCUUGGACAACGUGGGUUGCCUGGAGAGAAUAAGGACUGCUUCACAGAAACAGCUCCAUGAGACUGGAAAAACAAACGAGGAGCUACGGGCAGAGAAAUUUCAGCUGGAGCAGACACUGCGUGAGGCUGAGGAGUUGCAGGAAAGAUUGCAGGAUGAGUUACGAGGACUGCGAGAUGAACAGACAGAGACGUAUGAGCAGUUGAGCCAGGCUAAUCACCAGCAUGAAACAUCUAGUACCAAUUUGGAACGUGCACAUCAGGAGUCAAGUCGUCUUGGAGAGGCCCUGGCCAAGGUGUCCAGAGAAAAGGAAUUGUUAAUGCAUGAGAAAGCUGCGUUGGAAGUUCAACUUAGGGCUGUUGAGAGGGAAAGGUUGACACUUACAGAACAGAUGGCAGAGUUCAGCUCAACAAAGGCCCUUCUGGAAUCAAGCCUCUUUCAAGCCCAGCAGCAGGUUUCUCAACUGGAAGUUACCACCGGUCAACUGGAAAUGAAAGUUCAGGCAGUCAGUCAGGCUAAAGAAGUGAUACAAGGAGAGGUGAAAUGCCUUCGCGUUGAACUGGAAGCGGAGAAGUUAAAAGUUGAACAACAAAAGGAAGAAAAAGCACAGCAGCUCGCACAGGCAGAGCAGAAAUACCAAGAAGCCCUCAACCAUCGUCAAAUUGUACAGAAAGAGGAAAUGGACACAAUCUUUCAGGAAUUGGAAGGUGAACGACAACGUCACCAUAUAGAACUGGAGCGGGUGUUGGAGCGCAUGGUCAAGGAGAAAGAAGAGAUGGAGGCUGUCUAUGAGAGGAAGCUCCUGGAGCUACAGCAGGAGAUGGAAGCUGAGCUCGUCAUGGCUAGAAAUGCCAAACAAGAGAUGCUGCUAGAAGAAGAGAGUGAAAGGAAAUCCUUACUAGAGGAAUUUCUCCAAACAAAGAAGGAGCUGGCUAGUACUUGCCAGCAGUUGGAGUAUCUCCAUCAGGAAACAAAGAAGUACCAAGAGAAGGAGCAGGAUACUGUACAAGGUCUGGAAGCUGAGCUGAAGGAUGCCCAGAGCACAGUGGAAACACUGGAAAAGCACUACAGGGAGGAAAUAAAAUCUCUCAAAGAAGAAAUCAACUUCCUCCUUCAACAACAAGACAAUUUGCAAAGUCAGGUCCAAGAGUUGGAGUCCCAGCUACUGGCAGCUAAAGAUUCUUGCCAGCUGAUUAGCCAGGAGGCACAGCAGUGGUUGGGAGAAGCACAAGAACUGUCAAAACAGAAGGUGCUGGAAGCAGCACAACUCCAGAAGAUGCUGGAAGUGGAGAGGAAGCAGCGCGAGGAGAUGGUCCAGCAGAACACGGAGUUGCGGAGCCAGAAAGAAGAGAUGGUGCUCAGGAACGCAGAACUGCGUGCUCUGCAGCAGAGUCAAUGGGAGGAAGAAAAACACCUGAACAGGGAACUGCAGGGAAUGCAGGAAGAGGUAGAGCACAAGCGUGCCUCGCUUCAAGCUCUGGAAAGGGAGCAGAGCCGGUGGGAGGAGGCAGAGCGUCAGAAUUCAGAGCGCCAUUCGGCCCUCCAGAGACAGUGGGAAGAGGCAGAACGUCAAAACAUAUGGUUGCAAAACCAAGCCAGGGAGGCGGAGCUGCAGAACGGAGAGCUGCGGCACCAGAAAGAGGAGGCGGAGCGUUGGAAUGCGCAACUGCAGAGGCAGCAAGAAGCGGCAGAGCGUGAGAGCGCAGCGCUGCAGAGCCGCUGGGAGGAGGCACAACGGCGCUGUUCUGAAUUGCAGAGCUGGAAGGAGCAAGCCGAGCGUCAGAAUGCCGAACUGCAGGCCCUUCUCCAUAGCCAACGAGAGGAGCUGGAAAGUCAGAACGUGGCGCUGCAGACAAAGCGGAAGGAGGUAGAACAUCAGAAUACGGCGCUGCAGAAGCUGAAGAAAGAGCAGAGCCAGUGGAAGGAGGUGGAAGGUCAGAAUGCAGAGCUGAAGGUAGCAGUGCAGGCUCUGGAGCAGGAACGAGCCCGCCUGGCUGUCUUGUUGGAGGAGAAGGAGAUCAGGUUCAAGAACCUGCAACACAGCAAUGGUGCUCACCAGGGUGAAAUCGCCCAACUGCGAGCCGCCCUGCAGCAAGCAGAGCAUCUGCUUGCUGAGCAGAGAAAAGAGGUGCCGGAGCUCAAUAGCCAGAUGCAGUCACUCAAGCAAAUGAUGGCAGAGAAGGAAGCAGCCCUGGUAGCUCAUAAGGAGCAGCUCGCCCAAGACCUGGAAGAAUCCUGUGCUAGUGAGCGACGUGCGAAGGACUCCGUACAGAGGCUGGAGGCUGAAGUGUCUCAGCUGCGCCUGAGCCUGUGCAACACAGAGAGCCGGGCCGACGCAUUGGCGUCGGAAUGUCAGCGCACUCGUUCAGCCCGUUGGGAAGCGCAGUCCCAGCUGACCAAGCUGCGCUCCGUUCUCCAGUACAUGCUAUGCAACAGCCCUGAAGCAAACUUGGAGCACAGUGGGCAAGGAGACGCAAGCGUUUGGAGCUCAUUGUCCCUUAGCACAGAACAGGAGAACGAGAUGGGACCAGCUCUGUCUCAGCUUAAGGACUUUCCCGCAGAGCUUACAGUGGAGAGAGUGGCAGAAGCUAUUCAGGACCUGCGGCAGAAUCUGUGGCAGGCUCGGCUAGAGCGGGAUGAGAUGAGGAAGAAUUCUGAGAAACUGAAGCAAGAACUCGUUGAAAAUGAAACAGAAAGGGACCGUCUUAGUGCCAAAGCCCAAGAACUGCAAAAGUGGCUGAACCAAAGCCUGGAAGAAAAAAAUAUGGCAGAAGGCAAACGGGGCUCCCUAGAGUCUGCCUUGAAGACAGAGGUCAUUGCCUUCAAAGAAGAGAAUGUGGCUUUGCGUGGGAAGGUGACUGCUUUGGAGAAGACUCUUGAAAGUGCAGAGAAACAAAGGAAGGAUGCAUCGAAUGAACGGGACACACUACAAAUGGCUAAGGAAAAAAUGGCAUGGGAGCUGGACCUUUUUCGGGAAUCCAUCAGAACUUCUGAGAUUCGUGCAAAUGCCAUGGAAAAGAUGAAUCAGUCCCUGGAGCAAGAGCUUCAAACUACUCUCUCAACACUCAGAAUUAAACAUGAGGAAGUAGAGGCUUUUCAACAAGAAGCAGGCAUGGGAAGAGCUUUACAAGAAAAACUGGAUUGUCUAACCACUACGCUAGAAAAGAGAGGUGAAGAAAUAAGGUCCCAGCUACAACAAAUUAGGGAUCUGGAGAGGCACAGAGAAGUGCAAAAUGCUGCUGUAGAACAUCUCACUAAAGAUCUAGAAAAGCAAGGUCAAGAAACUGAAUCUCAAAAAAGAGAGCUAGAAGAACUGAGAAAGGAGAAUAAAAUGAAGAAGGCUGUUCUAGAGAAACUAAGUCUAGAUCUAGAAGAGAAGCUUCAAACUGUGAAAUCUCAACAAGAAAAGAUCCAAAAACUGGAGGAGCUGACGCAAAACCAAAAAACUAUCAUGGAAAGCCUGACUGUGAAUCUAGAGGAAAAAAUCAAGGAAACUCAAAUCAAGGAGGAAAAAAUCCAGUUUCUGGAGGAGAAUGAGUCAUCCCAAAUUGGGGCUUUGCUGAAAGAUCUCAGUGAGUUGAAAAUACUGCUGAGUGAAAAAGAUUGGGAACUCACAUCUCAAAAACAGCUACUUCAAGAGCGGGAAGAACAGAGGGAAAAACGUGAAAAGUCUCUUCACACAAGCCUAGAACACAUGAAGGCAAUUUUGCGGGACAAAGAAAGAGAGGUAGAAUCUCAGGGGGAACAGAUAGCGAGUUUACAGCAACGGGAGGUUCAGGGGGAGGAGCAACUCUGUGAACUGCAUGAGAAACUAAAACAGGCGGCAUUCACCCUGACCCAGAGAGAUCAAGAGCUUGAGACACAAAAGCAGCAAGUAAGAGAGAUGGAAGGAGAAAUGGAAACGGAACUAAAGGCUCUUCGUGAACUUACAGCAACAACACAGCAAUCUUUGAAAGAAAAGAAUUCAGACCUGGAGUUCCUAAGAAAACAUGAAGAAGAAUUGGAGAGGCAGAUAAGAGCUCUGCUUGGAGAUGUCCAAUUCAGCACCACAGUUCUAAAGGAGGGAGAUGGUGGUGCAGAGUUUCAGAAAGAGCAAAUAAAACCAGUCAAGGAAGAAAAACUUCAGGAAACCACUUUUAAUAUCUUGGAACAGCUCAAAAUGGUGCUAAGGGGGAAGGAGCAAGAAAUGAAAAAGCAGAAAGAAGAACUUGAGGAGGAGAAAGAAAGGGUAGUGAGAGAAAUGCAAACUAAUCUUCAGGAAGCAAAACAAGCUUUGAGGAAUGGAGAGAGGCAACUUGAGUCCUUAAAGGAGGAGAACCGGCAACUUCAGCAACAAGAGGAAAAAGCAAUGGCACAGACCAAAUCUGUCUUGGAGAAACUGGAAUUCACCAGGUCUUCUCUUCAAGACAGGGGCAAAGAGACAGAAUCAUUACAGGCGCAUAUCAAGGAACUCUCACAGCAGAAGGAGCAGGAACAGAACCGAGUUGCAAGCCUACAGCAAGAUCUGGCUAGGCUUAACCAAUUACUGACAGAGAAGGAAGAAGAGCUUCUCCAGCAGGCAAAGCAAAUUAGCUCAUACCAUGUUAAAAUAGAAGUCACACUAGCAGAAUUACAGGCAUGCCGGAAUCAGGCAAGUCAUUUGGAAGGAAUAAUUAAAAAGCGAGACCUAGAGAAUGAGAGAGACCUCCAGAAGCCCCAACAUAAACAUGAGCAGAUAAAAGAGGACGAAAAACUUCCUAGAGAAAAAGAGGGAUUUCUAGAAGAAGGACAAAAAGAAAGAGAGAAAGAGAUGAAAACUCAAUAUGAGAGAGGGCAAAAGAAAAUGGAAGAUGAGAUUAAGGCGCUUCAGGAGAACAUACAGCAUCUCCAAUAUGUGCUUAAGAAAAAAAAUGAGGAGUCUGAAUGGCAGAGAGGCAAAGUUGAACAGCUGGAAGAGAGGGUCAGGGGCAAAGAGAAGGAAUUGCUAACCUACAGUCAACAGCUGAAGGAAGUAAUUUCAACCCUGAGGCUUCAAGAUAGCGAAGAGGACAGUUUACAGAGCCAUAUACAAAAACUUCUCAUGUGGAAAGAAGAAAAGACAGACAAUAGCAAAGCUCUUCAGGAAAAAGACCAACGACUGGAAUGGCAAAAGGAAAAAAAUCAACUCUUGGAAGAUGAGAACAGAAUAAAGAGACAGGAAUUGGAUCGUGUGACAGCUGUUUUGAAGCAGACUGAGAGUGGAGAGAUUGAAUGGAGAGAGAGAGCCCAGAAGUUGGGUCUGUCUCUAGCCAAGAGCGAAGAGGCCCUGAGAGCCCUGAGGGAGGAAAUGGCAAUUGUACAGAAUAUGGUUUCGGAAAGGGACAGGGACAGGAUUCAUCUUCAGGAACAGUUGGAUUCAGCUUUCAGAGUUCUGGAGGAAGAGAGACGUAGUACUAAAACUCUGGCAUGUGAAGUAGACCUGCUGUCCACAGAAAAUAAUAUGCCAGAGAUAAGGCAUCAAGAGGCUGGAGAGGCUAUGAGAAAAGAGGGAGAGCUGACAUGGUUGACUGAAAGACGAUGCUUGUACAGGCGCCUCCAGCUUCUUCAGCAGGCCGUUGCCAGGCUGGAGAAUGAUAAAUGUGGUCUAGAGCAGCGCAAUACCCGGCUUAGAGAUGCACUGGAGCAGGUAGAACGAGAACGGAGGAGACUGAAAAGGAGCCGUGGAGACUUUUCUCUGAGUUUUGGAGACUCCCAGGCUGACUCUGGCGCACAAAAGAUCCCAUCCUUUGCCAAGGAAGAAACCCAGAUUCUCCAUAAGCAGCUGGCAGAGUUACAAAAACAGGUUUCUGUUCUACAAAAGCAGCUAUCACUAGAACGGAAGCAGAAACAGAAUUAUAUUAACUCCUGUGCCAAGACAAACCGAGAGCUUUCAGGUUUACAUCAAGAGCUCUCAGAUUCUUUAGCUGCUGUGGCCAGGGAACCUGAGGCUACUAUUCUGGAAUCGGAGACCCGGAAGCUCGAUGAAACCCUGAACCACAGCUUGUCAUUGGCAGCGGCAGGCUGGGAUGGCCUCUUGUCUGGAAAACACCCAAUAAGCUCAACACCCAAAACAGCCCAGCAAAAGGUCUCAAGGAGGUAGCAGGAUCCAGAAACUCUGCAGAAGUCAGAGCACUAAAUCUGCAAUUAACAGCAGCUUUUUCAGUCAGUGUAAAUUUCCACCAUAUUGAAUUGCAACUAGCGCUGUCUUUUUUAAUGAUUUGUGUUCCGGAGCAUUGCCCUCAAUUAACUAGCCCUUGACUUCUAGGACCCAUCCUGCCAACUUUUAACCUUUGGGGUAUAAUUCCAUACUAUUCAGAACCAAUUAAGCUCAUGUGAAUACAAGCUGUGAAAUAACAAGAGCAGCUGUUAGCUUGAAUAGUAAAUGGCUGAAGAUGUGCACUGUGGAGCUUUUGUCACAGAAGAAAAUUCUGAGCCAGGUCACAAGAAUGAUAGCAAAAGAGAACUGCUUAUAACUAUUGAAUUUCUGGUGGGAAGAAUAGAAGUUCAUUACAGAACUUGAGUCCUGAGAGAGACUGAGCUUAUUAACAUUACUUCUAGCCAGUUUUUUGCAGAGACUCAGGACAGAAGGGAGUGGUCUCAACCGAAAUUGUUGAAUUCCUAAAUAUUAUUAUUGAGUAAUAAGACAUUUCUUUCAGUUUUGAUGUCUUAUCCUGUUCUAAACUGCUGCCCAGCAACUUACUGUAAAAUGUCUCCAAACUUAUUUUUAUAAUAUUUUUGUACUAAAAAGUUUUCUUAAUAUUUAUAAUAUAUUUGUUUUAACUUGUCUCAAA